AGGGGGCGGGGCCAACGUACUGCUGCAGCUGUCCAUGGUUGGUGGGCGCCACAGAGGGUCCGCGGAGAGAUGCAGCCAUAGUCACGCUACACUGUCCUUUCUAGCUACUUGUUCAUCGUUCCUUUCUCAUCGUAUCCGAGCCGCGUGAAAGCCUGUGUGAGGCAUCAUGGCUGAGCAGCAGAGGCAGCGCUCUCUGUCCACUGCGGGUGAGUCUCUCUACCAUGUGUUGGGAGUGGAAAAGCUGGCCACAAAUGAUGACAUCAAGCGGUCCUACAGGAAGCUAGCACUGAAGUUUCACCCUGACAAGAAUCCUGACAAUCCAGAAGCAGCAGAUAAGUUCAAGGAGAUAAACAACGCCCAUGCCAUCCUUAAUGACCCCACAAAGCGUAAUAUUUACGACAAAUAUGGCUCGCUGGGACUGUAUGUGGCCGAGCAAUUUGGAGAGGAGAAUGUCAACACUUACUUUGUCCUCUCAAGCUGGUGGGCAAAGGCACUGUUUGUAUUCUGUGGCCUGGCCACAGGCUGCUACUUUUGUUGCUGCCUGUGCUGCUGCUGCAACUGCUGCUGUGGAAGAUGUAAACCUCGGCCUCGUGAGGGUCAAGAACAGGACUUUUACGUGUCCCCUGAGGACCUGGAGGCUCAGCUGCAAUCUGAUGAGAGAGAGGCCGGAGGUGACCCCAUAAUGAUGCAGCCAACAGCGACAGAGACCACCCAGCUGACAUCGGACGGCCACUACUCCUACAACACCGACACCGGCUUCAACUAACCGGCCACACCCGUCCAUCCUUGCCUUGGUCCUGCCUGCUCCCCUGCGCCACCUCAGUGACAUGAAAGAAUCCAUCUUUCACAAGGAAGGCCAUGCAGAGGAGAGGGACUAGUCCGCAUGGCCCAUGAAAGGACCUACUCAUCCCUUACACCUCUUUCCUGGUUCACCCCCUAUUUAUUUCCCCAGAAUAUGACAAGAAAUGGGAAAUUAUUUUUGUUUUGUUUCUUUACCUUUACCUUUAAAGGCCCCACUUCUCCCUCUCCUACAUCAUUGUGUAGCAUGCACCAUUUGUAACACACAUUGCCAUGUUCUCCUUCCUCUUUUGCAGCAUUUUUACUCUGCAAGGUUCAUCACGUUGCUGCAGAAGUAUGUGCAAUAUGUCCACUUGAGUGCAGUUCUCAUAAGAUAUGCUAAGAGAGUGCCGGGCUGUGGCUCAGUGAGGCCAUCAGUGCCAUCACACACUGGAUAACAACAGUUAUUAAGCAGUGAUGUUUAAGUCAAAGAAUGACACUUGCUGUUGUCUUUGUCUUCUGUGUGUUUUUCACACCAGUCACGGGGCUGUUGCAGCACGACAGUCUUAUCACCAACUGCUGUGGGUGUGUUAAUUACUUUUAGAUGUUCGCGCCUCUGUUUCAGCUUUGUUUUGCUCCAUCCUUGCAGUCGCUGUCAUUUUAACAUGCGAUUGUUUUAUCUAAUGUGUGGCAGUUUCAUGAGUGGUUGUCAUCUACCCCUUAGUGAAAUGUUGUCAUAUCAACAGACACAUUUCUUUACAACCUAAAAAAGUUGGGGUUUUGUCCAGGAUACACUGCAAGGUUAAGGUGGUAUGUAGAACAUUACACCGGGAAAUGAAGCUGACUGCAAAAUCUUUUCAAUCCUGAGCGGAGAGGAAUUCAAUUUUUCAUCUUGUUUUGAAGUCCAUGUGUUAGGAAGUGUGCUGACGGUGAUCAUCGUUGACUUGUUUGAAUCCAUACAGCUCAUACGGAACAUCAUGAGUGAUGCGACAGAAUAUACUUUCACAUAUAUGGAUUCGCAUACAUGUUUUGCAAAUCCCCAUAGUUAGUUAAACGUGUCACUUUGUCCGAGUGAUCACUGCUAAUCAUGUGUUGCAAUGGUUUACAUGCGGUGAGCUGCGACGAGCCACCCUCUGCUAUUAACAGUAUGGAUGUUGACCUCCGUGGCCCUCGUAUGAUGUUUCCUGUAACCCUUGAUGAAUCAUAGAUGUACCUGUCAUGGCUUUUUCAUUCAGAUACUGAAAAUGCUACUGUACAUGUUCUAAGUUGAAUGCACUGUGUGUUUAAAAGGAAAAAAAACUACAAUGGAUCAAUGAUCAGGAAAUGUCUCAUCAAAAGAACAUAGUAUUGAGUGCAACUAUAGUGAACUGGUUAUAUGAUGCAUUAAUGAAAUUUUAUUUAUGUCAUCCUUUGUAAUGUUUUCAAACGAUCGGAAAUCAUUUUAACUGGUGCAGUGUUGUAUUGUAACCAUUAAAUUGUGCAAGCAAAGGUUUAAUGGUUCAGGUUGGUUGUACAUACACUUGACCUAUAUAAAGUAUAGAAACCUUUUUGUUGUAGCAUGGUAAUUGUGCGUCUGGAAGAAAACAUGAUCUAAUUUGCUGUUGGUGAAUAAAUGUUCCUAAACAUUU
Dunckerocampus dactyliophorus (ringed pipefish) is the source of this 2405-nucleotide messenger RNA. RefSeq names its product DnaJ (Hsp40) homolog, subfamily C, member 5aa (gene dnajc5aa). Bases 167 to 766 code for a protein of 199 amino acids. Lineage: Eukaryota; Metazoa; Chordata; Actinopteri; Syngnathiformes; Syngnathidae. The record is from RefSeq and is a predicted model, not a curated record. The transcript has 5 exons. Gene Ontology annotation, biological process: regulation of synaptic vesicle cycle. Gene Ontology annotation, cellular component: presynapse; membrane; intracellular membrane-bounded organelle.